This is a messenger RNA of Branchiostoma floridae (Florida lancelet), 3210 nucleotides long. RefSeq names its product transcriptional repressor protein YY1-like. Gene Ontology annotation, biological process: regulation of transcription by RNA polymerase II. The transcript has 5 exons. The record is from RefSeq and is a predicted model, not a curated record. Bases 54 to 1109 code for a protein of 351 amino acids. Gene Ontology annotation, cellular component: transcription regulator complex; PcG protein complex. Gene Ontology annotation, molecular function: RNA polymerase II cis-regulatory region sequence-specific DNA binding; DNA-binding transcription factor activity, RNA polymerase II-specific. NCBI's taxonomy places the organism in Eukaryota, Metazoa, Chordata, Leptocardii, Amphioxiformes, Branchiostomatidae.
AUCACCCCCUGCAAAGCAAGAAGGCGCCAUUGCUGUUCAGCCAUUUUUCCAACAUGGCGUCUGUUGUCGGCUCAGAAGUCGAAAUUCAGGAGGUGGAGGUGGAGACCAUGCCUGUGGUCGAAACCAUCGAGACAACAGUAGAAACACAGCCUAUGAUAGCGUUACAGCCACUACCUGAGCCUGGUCGCGAGGAAGUAAUCCUUCAAACGCACGAGGAAAUCGUAGGAGACGAAGAAGAGGUCCACAAUGACUCCGAGGAAAUCGACCAUAUCCCGGUUCCCAUGCCAGUGGAGAUCGAGGAACAUAUUAAUGUGAGCACGGCGGGAAAGCGAGGAAGACGGUCGACGAAGAAAGGCAAGAGGGGUGCAGCGUUUGGGGAUCUGGGAGACGCCGAGAGGUCGCGGAAAUGGGAACAAAAGCAGGUCCAAAUAAAGACACUGGAAGGCGAGUUCUCCGUGACGAUGUGGGCUUCUGAGGAUAGCAACAAGAAGCUGCCCGAGCCCGAACCGGAACCGCCGGCGCCGCAGCCGCAGCCCAUCCCCGACUUUAGCGAGUUCAUGACGGGCAAGAAAAUUCCAUCUGGGGGCAUUCCAGGCAUCGACCUUUCAGAUCCCAAGCAGCUUGCAGAGUUUGCCAAAAUCCGCAUGAAACCAAAGAAGAACAAGGAGGAUGAUUCCAAGACAAUUGCAUGUCCACACAAGGGCUGCACGAAGAUGUUCCGUGACAAUUCUGCCAUGCGGAAGCACCUGCACACACACGGCCCCAGGGUUCAUGUCUGUGCUGAAUGUGGAAAGGCCUUUGUAGAAAGCUCCAAGUUGAAAAGGCACCAGCUUGUCCACACAGGAGAGAAGCCUUUCCAGUGUACAUUUGAAGGUUGCGGCAAACGGUUUUCCCUCGACUUCAACCUGCGGACCCACGUCCGGAUCCACACCGGCGACCGGCCUUACGUCUGCCCCUUCGACGGCUGCAACAAGAAGUUUGCCCAGUCCACCAACCUGAAGUCUCACAUCCUGACCCACGCCAAGGCCAAGGCACAGCAGCAGCAACAACAAGCCCUGACCAGUCCCAUCCUCACCAUGCCAACUUCCACCAUGACUCUCCAGAUGUAGGCUGCCACCUGUCCUUAGUAUCUGUCGACACUCAACCGUUUGGUUUCGCCCAUCUAGUUUCAAAUUUUAUAUAUAAAGACAACUUCGAAUCAUAUAAGACAUGGACUGUUUACUUGAAAAUUAUAGUAAAGGCCCUGAUGAGUAUUACAUAUAUCUGCAUUGCACCAAUGGAAUGCUUUGUUAUCUCUUACACAAAUAUUGUAGGGUGCACCUGAUGUUAUCAAAGUGUAGUCUGCUUCAUUGCUUGUUUCUCAGGAAGAAAACACAGACUUAAACCAGUUGUGACCCAUGGAAAUCUAACUUGUAAAUUAUUUUAGGAAAAAAAAUUUGGUUGCAUCUGUGUUGAUUUUGAGAGCAAGAGGGAUCCCAGGUUAUCCAGUAGACAAUGUUAUAAGCUAGCAGGAAGUCUAAAACUAGUAAAAGGUCCCUUUUCAUAGCGGUAACUUUGUGUGGCAUGUAAUGCACACGCUUGUAUGUCUGGCUGCCAUCCAUACCAAAACAUUGAUGACUCAUACUGUUUCAGUAAUAGUGUCUAUUUGCCAGAUGUUAUAAAGUGAGAAGCAGCCUGUAGUUUCACACUUAUACAUUUUGUCGUGUAUUUUGUGGGAGAUGAUGAUGUAAUGGAUAAGUGUAGGUCCCAAACUCCUUGAGGUUGUGAGGUUUGAUCUUUCGUCAUUGUACCCGGUAGGAAAACACAACAUGGAAGGGCAACAGCUUCAGUUGCUUUUGACCCGAACAAGGAAUUCUUACAGCUAUGCUUGUGAGUCAUCAAGUCUGUUUUUAUAGUUUUCAAAUUAUGGCUAAAUGCCUCUUCUCAGCUGCUGGGAGUAUAAAGACUUAUGUCCAUAGUAGGAUAUGAUAAAUAUUCAUCAUACAUUUACAACAGGAAAUGGCAAAGAAGCAACAAUUCAUAGAUAUGAACAGGGCAUCAUAUUUACCCCUUUUCUUGGCCUUUCUCUGUAUGGUGGCACUUCAUUUCAGAAAGUGUGACAACGUUUGGUCCUUGAAUAUGCAUGUGUAACAUGUUUGUCACAUAUACCUUCAAUUUGUGAUAUGUUGAUACAUGGAGUUCAUGUGAAAAUGUGUCAGUUGAAAUGCCUGUUUGCUCACCCUGUAGACAUUUCAAGUACUAUAACUCUAUGAGAAAACCAAUCCUGCAAACCAGAGAAAUGUUACCCUUCCAACUAUCAAGUAUUAUUCAUGAUAUUAUGAACGCUACAGGACCUUUUGCACCACCAUUGUCAUUUUAUUACUUAUUUCAGUACUGCAACAGUGUGGACAUGAGACAAUGCAAGUGCCUCUUGUUAUGAUAAGGGAAAGCUAAAGAACUACCCGUGCAUGCUUAGUGAUACCUGAAUAGUGCUGAUAUUAGGGUUUGAAGAAAUUAUUAUGUAGGUUUUGUCAUGUUUAUUGUAAGUAUUGAAGUUUCUGUGUUUCACUAGAGAGAUGAUCAUGAGAACUUGCUGUUCGUUCUGUCUUCACAUGGGUCUGGCUGUAUAUGAUAGCUUCCUAGCGUAGACCUGCUCUGUAGGGUUAUCAGCCACAAAGCCUCCGAGUACUUAGUUGUCUGAUGUCAGUUGAUUAUUGGGCAUUUGCAAGAAAAGUGUAUAUAUAUAUCCGUGCAGAAGUGUUGACCCUACCUUGUACAUGAUUCUUGGCUUAGUGUGAAUUUUCACUAACUGUGAGUUGCCUGUUGGUGCAUUCUCUCACCUUGUUACUCCCAGUGGGUUGGCUAAAUGUGGUAAAAGGUGUCUGUACUAUUGUGUUAAUUUGCUUGAUUUUUUGUAAACGCUUCUAGUCUGCUGCAGAUUUUAAUUUCUUGUAUUUAUUCCCCCUAAUUAGGACCGGAUGAGUUCUGUGUACGUUAGAAUAUAAUGCAGGCUUAUUAUGAUAAUGUUAUCUAGAGUUCACAGGAAACAUUUUGUAUGCGUGGUAUCGUCAUCACAUGUAAUGUAUAUAAAAGAAUUGUUGUUGGAAUAGGCCAAAUAGAGAGGCAUGUGACUUGAUCAAUGGGAACAUGGAUGCAAACAGAUCUAAAUCUUAGUUUAUACCAUGUUCAAGGAACUGAGGAGGGAAUAAAUUCCAAGUGGACUGUACUUUU